Messenger RNA from Wyeomyia smithii (pitcher-plant mosquito), 2517 nucleotides. RefSeq lists its product as uncharacterized. The transcript is spliced from 3 exons. Bases 1 to 2517 code for a protein of 838 amino acids. Gene Ontology annotation, molecular function: nucleic acid binding; zinc ion binding. NCBI's taxonomy places the organism in Eukaryota, Metazoa, Arthropoda, Insecta, Diptera, Culicidae. The record is from RefSeq and is a predicted model, not a curated record.
AUGCCGGCGACGACAUCGACCAGUUCUAAAAAAGCCCCCGCGCUAAAGACGCUUCAAGCUAAAUUGAAGUCGUUUCUAACCAUGUUUAAGGAUAUCGGCGAGUUUGCACAAGCGUUCAGUGUUGAAACUACUGCUAGCCAGGUGACGGUGCGACUUGAGAAGCUAGAAGAGUUGUGGGAGAAGGUGAAUGACGUCAUCUUGGAAAUCGAAAUUCACGAAGACUAUACGGCAGAGGAUGAAGCUUAUAUACAGCAGCGGUCGGAGUUUGGCAACAAGUACUAUGCGGUAAAAUCGGCACUUUUGGACAAGGUUAAGGAAUUGGAGGAACAUCCGGCCAUGAAUACUUCUCUUCGCGCCAAUGAUACGACGCAGCAACCUACCGUUGAGCACGUUCGUCUCCCACAAAUCAAACUUCAAACGUUUGAUGGAAAUAUUGAUGAGUGGUUGAGUUUUCGAGAUCUUUACACUUCGUUGAUUCACUGGAAGGCCGAUCUACCCGAUGUUGAGAAGUUCCACUACCUGAAGGGAUGUUUGGCUGGUGAGGCAAAAGCGUUGAUAGACCCACUAUCUAUUACAAGGGUGCAAGCACUUUUCAAGCUACCUUCGUUAACGAGAGAAUCUUCCGCUGAGUUGCAGGCCUUGUUGGAAGGCUUUGAACGGGUUGUUCAGACACUGGAUCAGCUUAUACAACCAGUAGUUUACAAGGAUCUGCUAUUGUUGGACAUUCUAUCCACACGAUUAGAUAACGCAACAAGACGUGCCUUGGAAGAAUAUUCUUCGACGAAGGAAAAUGACACAGUGGAAGAUUUGACCGAGUUUCUACAAAGGAGGGUACGAGUUCUUGGAUCAUUACACACGAAGCCUACGGAAGCCAAGCCAGAGUUUUCACGACAAUUUAGGAAGGGUUUUACUCCAGCGCGUCAUAGUCAUAAUGUUGUUCAAAACACAACGGGAAAUUGCGUGGCGUGCACAGAGUUGCAUCCGUUGUAUUUAUGUUCAGCGUUUCAGCGGCUUACGGUGUCUGCCCGGGAUAAACUACUCCGGACGCAUUCUCUUUGUUGGAAUUGUUUCAAAAAGGGGCACAGGGCUUCGGAUUGUCCAUCAAAAUACGUUUGCCGCAUCUGUAAGGAAAAGCAUCACACGUUGGUAUGCUUCAGAGCUGAAAGCAACCAUGCUGCUAAGGAAAGGAUUAGCAAGGACAGUGGUGUAACCAAAGAGGUGUCAUCGCAGGCGGCUAGUACAUCGGGUACUCAAGUGUCUGCAAAUGUAUCUGGUCAUAAAAUAUCAUCAGUGCUGCUGGCUACAGCGGUCGAAUUGGUGGAAGACGACCAAGGCUUUCGUUUUCCAGCGAGAGCUUUACUAGAUUCCGGCUCCGAAUGCAACUUUAUGACAGUAGGAUUGGCUCAAAAAAUGAAACUUAAACGUCAAAGGUCUGACGUGGCAGUAUGCGGAAUUGGCGACUCGAGUACAAGGGUAAAACAAACAGCAAACACCACCAUCAAGUCUCGAGUAACAGACUUCACGCGUAGAAUGGAAUUUCUACUGUUGCCUAAAGUGACGGCCAAUCUCCCCAUAACAAAUGUGAAUUUGGCUGGAUGGCAAAUUCCGACUGGUGUCGAACUAGCGGAUCCAGCAUUUUUCGUAUCCAAGGCAGUAGACUUGGUGCUAGGCAUACAGCAUUUCUUUCCAUUUCUUAACACCGGAAAUGAGGUUCGGCUGGGAGAAAAUCUACCGAUGCUGACGGAGUCAGUCUUUGGAUGGGUAGUUUCCGGUGCGGUGGAUAAUUUCCAACAUAAUUCGAUUGGUCCUCCCACAAAUUAUUCUCCGGAAGAGUUACGCUGCGAGGAGCAGUUUGCUCAAACUGUGAAACGAGGUUGCGAUGGUCGGUACACAGUUUCCCUACCCAAGGUUGAAGGCGCAUUGGCAAAGUUUGGCGAGUCAAGGGACAUCGCAUUUCGGCGACUGCAAGGAUUAGAACAUAGGUUACUGAAGAACGUAGAGCUGCGGCAGCAGUACGAUCAGUUUAUGGAGGAAUACCUACAACUGGGACAUAUGCGUAAGGUGGAAACGCGUUCCCUCGAGCAAGGAACUCGCUGCUGUUUACCACAUCAUCCGGUGGUUAAGCAAGAGAGUACUACUACUAAGGUCAGGGUAGUAUUUGACGCGUCUUGUAAAACGGCAACCGGAGUGUCGCUAAACGAUAUAUUACUGACGGGGCCAGUAGAACAGGAGGAUCUGCGAUCGAUUAUUUUGCGUAGUCGAACGAGGCAAAUCAUGUUAGUCUCUGAUGUCGAGAAAAUGUUUAGGCAAAUUGAAAUUAACGCAGCGGAUAGGCCGCUUCAAAGCAUCUUGUGGCGAACAGAUAGCAGCAAAAAUGCCGAAACAUAUGAGCUAACCACGGUGACGUACGGAACCAGGCCCGCACCGUUUCUAGCAACCAGGAUUCUCAAACAACUCGCUAUGGAUGAGCGAACACAUUUUCCUCUCGCAGCAAGGGCUGUGGAUCAAGAUGUGUAG